AUUUUAUUCAGAUUCAGUGAAAGGACGAUUAGUUAGAAAUCUAGUCUCUGUCGUAUUUGUCAUUGCCAACUCAUCAGUUUCAGAUAUAUUACUGUACCUUUUACCUUUUCGCUUCAUGUAGUACAAAGAAGAUCUUGACAAAGACAUGGAAAGUGACUUGUUGCUGAUUGGCUCUUGUGGUAGAAAGAGGGCCAAUCCUUUCUACUCCAGCCACCUAUACAUAUACAGUAGAGCUAAGCCCGCCAUUAUUCAAAUUUGAUGCUACUGGAUACCACCUGAUCAGUAUUACAGGUUGUUGCUGUUUUAAUCCAAUGAAUGAAAAAGUCUAAAGGUAUGGUUUGGAAGAAGCCAUAUGGAUAUGGAUCAGAGGAAUGGAUUGUUGGCUCAUAUUUCAAUUCCUUUGCAAAAUACAUUGUCCAGUUCUGAGAAUUAACUGUAAGUAGGAGAGGUCUUCAGGUAUGGCAAACUGGUUUUUUAUGUUAUUUUUUAUUAUGAAAGAUGAUCCUGGUCUGUCUCUACUUUUAGAGUUGUUCACUAAUUACACUUGGCAAGGUGAUUUUUAAUGUUUUAAUAAAGCUAGGGGCAAAGGUGUGUUUGUGUGAGGGAGGGAGGGAGGGAGGGAGGAGACCCACAGCACGAUUUGAAAAGCUGUGGAUAUCUUUACGAAGAAGAAUUAAACCUUUACAAAGAUGAAUUAAACUACUGUCUCCUAUAUUGGCUAUACAAAUCUACUGUACUAAUACGCUUGACAAAAACUUCUCUACUCUUUUUAAAAGUAAUUUGAGACUGCUAUUUAUAAAGCACUCAAAACAUCCUGAAAAUAUUUCUGAAUAUGACUGUAAUAUCCAGUGAAUAUCCGUUCGAGUCAUAUUUUUAGUCAUUUGGAAUUGCACACCCUGUCAGAAAUGUUAAUCUCUCAGAGUGCUUUUAUCAUGAAAAAUUCCCAAAUGAUAUGCAAUUAUUAUUAUUAUUAUUAUUAUUAUUAUUAUUAUUAUUAUUAUACAACUGCUCCCUCUGCAUGGCUGCUGCUGGGUAGCUGUUGUUGCUGCUGCCUCAUUGAAAGAAGCAGCCAGCUGAACAGACCCACCUCACUCACCCGCCAUCUGAUUCCAGCAUCAGAUGAGGGCCAUAUCCAAUAACGAAAGAUCAACUGUCUGUUGGCACUGGGCAAACAUGGGGUCCAGUGUCCAGCUCUUUUCUUCUCUGCCCCCCCCCCACGCUACCUGGGGUUAAUUCUUAUCUUCCUGGCUUGGGACCUCUGUGGUCUCCAUCACUCCCUUUUCUUUCCUGUUGGAGUCUGCUUAUCUGACCCUGGCAGCCAGACUUCUCCACAGGGAGAAACACGAAGAAGGGCCUCAGAUCAUGAUUGCGGGGUCCAGGUUGAUUGCUAUAGGGAGAGGCAGCCUUAUGCAUCGGAUUGUGCAGUUUGCUGAUGAUGGAGAUGCAGUUGAUGCUGACAAUAAACAGACACUUAACCUCCACCUGCAAGGGCAACUUGUGGGCUGCUCAGGGUGGGAAAAGAGGGAGCAAACACUCAAAACGAGAUCGAGGUUAAGGAUGAGGAAGGAGGCAACACAGCUUUUAAUUGGGAAGGACUGUAAAAAAAAUAAAAUGCUAGUGAACCUGGAAAUACCACAUUUGUCACCUAUACUGUUGGGAAGUUUAUCAGUUAACUGAAAUCCAAUUCUUAAAAUUAUUCUGUUCACAGACGAUAAUAGGUUUGUGUUGAGUAGUCGGGACACAUUGCAAAGUCAUGCAUUGUUUAACCAACUCCCUCCCCCCCCCCUUUAUGCUGCCAGAGAUCUGGAUGGCUGCCAGGGACUUCUCACCACAAUGGAGAGACUAGUGAAGCCGAUCUUUGUGGUUGGUGUCGCUAUGAUCAGUUUUGUUGGAAUAUGGAGGAAGGGUAAGAAGCCAGAAACACUGCUUGAUUUGUCAUUAUAGUCUCCCCAGAAACACUGCUUGAUUUGUCAUUAUAGUUCUUAUAUACAGCAUUCCACAAAAUUGUUUUCCCAUAAUAAUGCAAUUCUGACCUACCAGGACUUCGGGGGGGAUGGGGACGACACCAUUUUAUUAUGCUGGUAUUGAGAUCACAUAGACCUCAAACUAAUUCCAUCAGUCAAAGUUGCUGUUUUUAUUUCCUUACAGCUGUUUAUAUUAAAGGAACUGUCAGCCCUGAAAUUGUCCAAGUUGGACAAGAUGUGAUAUUGUGCUGCCAAGUAGGAGGCUGCACAUCCUCCAGGCUACAAGUCCACUUAUAUAAGUGGGAAGGCUCCAAAAAUCAAACCUUGUAUAUCCACAAUAGCACAGAGCAGCAGUACAGCGUUCAAGAAAGUGUUCAAGAGAACAACACUCACAAAGGAUACUAUGAGAAUGGAUUCCUUGAAGUGACUCUCCUCCAGGUGCAGCUAGCAAACGGUGGGCAGUAUGUGUGCUCCAUGAUGUGUGAUGAUGUCUAUAAAGAAGAUAUUGUGGAAGUGACAGUAGAAGGUAACUACAAAGGCUUAGAUGCUAUCUCCCUAAUCCAUGACUUGUGGAGACCUGGUUUAUAUUACUGAGACUAGGUAGACGUCUCAGAAGGGACUUGAGAGUUGGCGGGGGGAGUUCUAGAAAAAUUCUCUCUGUCUCUCUCCAGACUUUCUGUCCACUUGGUUGGGAACCUAGAUUGUUUGUCCCUGGCAUUGGGUAAUUGGUACAGAUUAGGAAUUCUGCAGGUUUACAAAGUACCUAAGUGCCUGACAGUCUACAUACCUGAGCUGGCAAGGUUUGUCUCAAAGGCUCUGCUGAGUAGUCGCAGACUGUUGGUUCUGGGAGACUUCAGCAUCCUUGCUAAGGCUAUUAACUCUGGGGUGGCUCAGGACCAUGGCGGCUGUGACAACCAAGGAGCAGUCCCAACCUGUCAUUGGCCCAACACAUGGGGCAAGCCACAAUCUCUGGAUCUGGUUUCCUGGACUGGGCAGGAAGAGGGAUAUAUGGAAGUGGGAGAUACGAACACAGUCGCUUGUCAUGGCUGGAUCACUUCUGGUCAAGAUUUAGGCUUCCAGCACCCUUUCCCCCUUCUGCAGAGGCAGGGGACCUGUUACGAAGGUCCACCCUUGAAGACUGCUGGAUCUAAAUGGCUUGCAGAUGGUUCUGAGGGAUUUUCCAGCUGAUAUGACUGGACCCCCUGGGUGAUUUGCAAAAUAUGGGAAUUGCUCGUGCCAUUAAUACAAUCGCCUCUGACCACCCUCUUCUUCUUCACAUUAUUAUUAUUUUAUGGCCCUUCACUCUAAGAUCCCAGGGUGGGUUACACAAUUAUGGCACCAUGUUACAAAUAGUUUAUAAUAACUUACUAUCCGAGAAAUAUGAUGGGUUCUAAAAAUAUACAUUUCAAGUGUCAAAAGAGGUACAUCUUGAGCAUUCACCAAAAGCUGUGUAAUGAAGAUGCUAGAUACAUCUCUGUGGGGAGGGAACUCCACAAUUUAGGGGCUCCCACAGAUUAUGCCACCUCCUGAAGGUCUGGUGGUGGUUGAACAACCAGUGCCACUUUAUACACCAUUCUUAGCACCAGAGAGUGUCUGUAGGGAAGGAGGUGGCCUCUGAGACCUAAGUUAGGUAAGGUUUGAAACACUAAGGUGAAUACCUUGAAUUGGACCCAGAAACAAACAGCAAAUUUUCCAAGUUAAAUUUUAAAAUUUUACCAAAUGUUGUGUUUAUGGGAAAUGAUAGCUUCAGCUUCAUACAUCUCUAUUUUCCACUCAUUCCUAGUAUAUUUGUAAUAAACUGUCCAAUUACAAGUAUGAACUACUGUGUGAGUGUAUGUAAAGUAUGAGUUAUUAACAUAAAUGAAUGUUUUCCAGGUUUAAUUAGUGUUACUGUUGGGGAUGUUGCCAUUCUUCCAUGUCAGAUGAUUGAGACCUAUUAUCCCUCUCAUUUGGAACUGCAGUGGAGAAGAAGAAGGCCUGGGAAGAGCAAGAACAUCUAUUCUUACCAGCUUUAUUGGGAUACCUGCCCGUCGGUUUGUUAUGGAGACAAAUUUAACGCUAGGUGCCCUUAUUCAAAUGGACCCAAAAGCCAAGUAUGGCUUAGGAAGAAGUAUAAACUAAAGGCAGAGGUGUUGAAACACAAUAAUCUUGGGGGUGGAAAUAUUUCCCUGAAACUAAAUAACAUUCAGAAGGAAGAUGCAGGGAGAUACGAAUGUUCAGUGAACUCUAACUUGCGGCGCAAAGUGGUAAUCUACAAGCUUGAUGUGAGAGGUAAAUAAUACCAAUGUCAGAAAGAAAGAAAGAAUCAACGGAAAGGGUUUGGCAAUAACACCUUUUUCCUGCUUUGCUUGCAAGAGAAGUAACUGGGAUCACAUGAAAAGUAACUGGGGUCUUUGCAGGCAAUUUCAAAGCCUUGCUUUUGGUUAUAGUCAAGAUUAAAUAGCACACUAGCACUAUUUUAAGAGUAUUUGCUGUGGGUUGUAUGUUGUAACUGAUAAUUCCAAAAUCAUGAAUGCUUGUGAAAAAUGAUCACACUAGUGUGACUAUGAACAUCCUCCAGUUUUGCAUCAAUAAUCUACUGGUCAAUAUUUGCAUCUGCCAUAAAUGGUCCUAUUCUUGAAUUGUGCAAUCCUGUAUCAGUCUACUCAAAAGCAACCCAUUGACUUCAAUGAGACUUACUUCCAAGUAGAUGUGGAUAGGAUUGCAGCUUGACCUUACAAUCCUAUUAAUGAUUAAUCCGAUGUGUGUCCACAUCGGAUUAAUUUUGAUUUUAACUGAACUUGUUCUAGACUCGUGGCAAUUUUACACACACCUGAGAAUCAGUUACAUUUAAAUCAAGAAAGUUUGCUGGAAGUAUGCAUUUAUUCAGUCAUUUAUUUACUAAGAGGUGUGGGGUAAAUGAAGUCCAAUAAAAUUUCUUAUUACCUUUUCCGCCUUUGUAGGUGUUUCAAUUGUCGGCAAUGUAAAUCCUAAAAUUGGCAGAAUUGGACAAGAUGUGAUAUUACAUUGCCAAGUAAGAGGAUGCAAAUCUUCCAGGGUGCAAGUGCAAUUAUAUAAGUGGGAAGGCUCAAAAAAUCACACAUUGUACACCCACAACAGCACAAAGCAGCACAGGGCUGAAGAAAAAAGCACAGGAGAGAGUGAUGAGAAUGGCAUUCACAAAGGAUACUAUAAGAAUGGGCUCCUUGAAGUGACUCUUCUUAAUGUGCAACUAGCAGACAGUGGCCAGUAUGUUUGUGCCACAACAUGUGAUGAUGUCUACAAAGAAGAUAUUGUGGAGGUGACAAUAGAAGGUAAUUAUGAAGGCUUAGAUGGUAAGAACUUCCAUAAUUCUUCUCUUCUGCUCAGCACAAACUGUAACCCACUGAUUUCCUAAAAUGUGCAUUUGAUAAAGUUUCCCUCCUAAAUGCAUUUGGGGUUGCAGUAAACACUUCUUCCUUUUUAGGACUGGGAGUUUGUUUUUUUAAAAUUGUUUAUUUAUUUAAAAAUUACAUCCUGCUUUUCACUAUCUCAGGUUUCAAAGCAGUUCACAGCAAUAAAAUGCACACUAUAGAAAAUUCAAAACCUAAAUGAAACCUCCAAAAUUUAAAACCUCAAGUAUCUAAAAUCUUAACAACUUAAGUUUCCUUCCUCCUCUUUCUUUGCCUGUUAGUGGUGCUAUUCCAGUUUUGUUGGUGGUUUUCUACCACAAUCAUGUCCUGGUGUGGCCAUGAGUCUGUAGAGGACCUCAUUUUUCUGUGAGGGCUUCAGGAGAUGUUUCCAAAGGGGUAAUGACAGAAAAAGAGAUUCUGGACUCACCAUGAACGCUUUCCUUGUUCUCUUAUGAUGGCAAUGGAGCCCACCUGAGAGGUGCCGGAAACUUUCAAUCCAUGACUUGAUUUUUAAAAGUGGAAAACUGAAGAAAAAAAAUAUAACUUCUUCUCAGACCACCUUGUAUGACUUCUGUGGCACCCAAUGGAACAUCUGCCCUGCUCCUGAAUAUGUAUAGUGUUUUUGAAUGUGGCCAAAGGGAAAUGGAGGGGCCAAAGCUUAAUGUAAGUUCUAGAAGGAAGAGACCUAAGACACAUUCCAAGAUAAACUCUGAGCUUGUAUGAGCCUCUGAAAGCCCUGCUUCUGGUGAGGCAAUGGAGGGAAAUUUAAUUAAGCCUGCUUUUGUCUUUUAGAGGUGCCUGUCCAAAGUGCUGAAGUCUGGAUGUUCUGUGGCUUUGCUUUCCUAGGUAAGUUUCCUUACAUGAAUGGAGUAGGUAGGAAAUUCAUUAAAAUGUAGUGUUAUGAACUGUGACAUAUUUAUUUAUUAAGAUAUGUUUUGAGCUAGAUAAUUAAAAAUAAGAGGUGGUGCUUUCCUUUCAUUGUGUCAGCCGGUCUUCAAAUCUAUUUAUUGCUUUAAGUAAGAAAUAGGUUUUCCCCCUUUCUAUUUGACAGAACAAGCCCACAGGGCUAUGACUAUCUCCAAUCUUUGACCCUUUCUGUUACUGCUGUGAGGGAUCAAAAGAUAAGCAUAAGGAUGGAGGAGGAAUCCAUUUUUAAUGGAUUUAAACACAGAAUUUGGGGCUUCUGACCUCUUCAGGCUUUGCCCUUAUUGGGCUAUCUCUUGCAUCAUGUGCCUGUUUAUGCUGCUUGUGCAUUGUCCUUUUUUCAAAGCUAGAUUAGUUAUCAGGGUUGCAUGUGCGCGUGUACACACCCACACCCCAAUCCAGGGCCUCUGGAAGUAGGUGAAAUGCUGCUUCAGGGUAGGGCUUUGGGAAGAAGAAGUAGUGGCCAGGCAGGAUUGAUAAGUAGGGAGUGAAAGCCUGCACCCCAAAUCAAAAGGCAUCCACCAUCACCACCCCACCUUCUGCCUGGAAAUUGGGAAGUUGCUGCUAGUCAGGUAGGUUCCCCCUACUCACUUUUCAUUGCCUCCCUUUCCCACCCAAUGCCUGUCUUUCCUUUCUGCCUGUUGGGUUACCCCCUGACCUCCCUGGAUCCCUCAGGGCCACCCAACCCCCAGACUUGAGCAACACUUAGAUUCCACUGAAACUGACCCAAUUCAGUUCCAAACAUGGCUGAUUGCAGUGCACAACCCUAUUAAUGCACAGUUUAAAAUACAUAUCAAAGAGUCUAGCCCAGGGGUCAGCAAACAUUUUCAGCAGGGGGCCGUUCCACUGUCCCUCAGACCUUGUGGGGGGCCGGGCUAUAUUUUGUGGAAAAAAUGAAUGAAUUCCUAUGCCCCACAAAUAAGCCAGAGAUGCAUUUUAUAUAAAAGCCCGCAUUCUACUCAUAUAAAAACACCAAUCAGGCCCCAGAAAUAACCCAGAGAUGCAUUUUAAAUAAAAGGGCACAUUCUACUCAUGUAAAAACAUGCUGAUUCCCGGAGUGUCCGCGGGUUGGAUUUAGAAGGCGAUUGGGCCGGAUCUGGCCCCCAGGCCUUAGUUUGCCUACCCAUGGUUUAGCCACACAUAUGCUUUUAUAAUUAUUAGUGCAUAAAUGUUUUUAUACAGUUAUAUGAAUUGUUGUAUGUACCUGUUUCUGUGCUGGUCAUUUUAGGAAACCUUAAGUGCAUAUGCAUAUGAUAAUGCCUAUUGUCUGCUAGAUUUUUUUGUAUUUUUAUUAGUACUGUUAAUGAAAACCCAAGAAACAGGGCAAAGAUCCAUGUGAAUAAGCUCAAAGUAAUUCCAUCCCUAUUUAAGUGUUCUUUGUCUUGUAUAUAGCACUUUUUAAACUAAAAAGGAUAAUCUUUUCAUUUAUUCUCAGCUUUCCUCUUCAUAGUAAGUUGGCAUUUUUAUAGAAAGCUAGGUGAGUUAAUGUUCUCAUUUGUUCAAGUGUCUGUGGGGGUUUUUUAACUUCUUAAACAUACUUGCAGUGUUUUUGCCCUACCUUCAAUUAUGAACUAAUAUCAGAGACAAGGCCUAAUCCUUUCUUAAUUGUAGCCACUACAAUUCUAGGACACAGAAAACUAUGGAGUGAUUUUCUUCCAAGAGGCAGGAGAUGCAUUUUGUAACAGUGAACAGUGCUUGAAACUGGUAUGGGAAGUUGCUUUCCUUCAGAUAUUUGAAACCCAAGUUGUUUAGGGCUUUAAGCAUCAGUCUUUCAACUGAGCUCAGAAAUGAAUAGUCAGCCAUCAGAGUUAUUUCAAGAUUAAAGGAAUGUGACUGCAUAUGGCUGAACCAAUGUGAGGAUAAGUUUGUACUGGCAACAAAUUGGCAUUAGCCACCUUAGUGUUGGUGUCAUACUUGGUUUUUCGGUCAAAGGUGUAUCAACGAGGUUCAGGCCGAUUUGGAUUCAGCUGGUCAAACACAGAAAAUGCUCAAGGAAAACAACAAUAACCGGUUCAAAUAGCACCUAUACUUGAAGUAAUCACCCCAUGACCAGAAGAGGAGGGUAUUAGAAAGCUUGUAUACUUGUAAAGACUCUUACAAGAACGGAUGUUUAUUACGACACCUUUGGAAAUUGUGGCACAUGGUAUCACUCAGGAUGGGAGCAGGGCAAUGUGGUGAAGAAGAGGGAAGCACUGGGUUAUAGUGGGUGGCCAAUGAUACAGUUCAGUAGUUAACACUGAGACAGGCCCUCCUUGCAGACUUCAAUUGCAAGAGAAGAUGUGUAGAAAGGAAAGACAAACAUAAUCCAUGAUUUAAUGCAGCCAUUUUAUUUUUGAAAACAAACUGUUUAUUCUAAUAAAAUCACUGCAUUUGUGUGCAUGUGGUUUGCAGAAACAAUUGCUCCCAAUCCAAGUAAAGUGUAACAUAUGUUUCUAUGUUUCUCUCGGUGAAAUAAAUACAUAGCAAACUCCAAUGGCUGGAUCUGCAUGUCACAGUAAGCCACAGUUAAUGGUUUACUCGUUAGCAAACAGAUCACUCCUACUUUGCUCCUCCCACCGCCAUUAAUGAGGGGGAAUCAUGGUUCUCUCUUGUCUUGGUGUUUUGCCCAAGCCAGGCAUCAUGGUUUGAUUCACUCAAACAAACCACAAUCAGAAAGCUAAGAAUAAACCUUGACUUCCAUCAGGAAAUGCUACAGAGGAAAAAAUGAUUAAAUAUUCCCUUCCCUGCUGUGAUUCCUCAAAUCAAAACUUCAAUCUCUUGCAGUUGCUGUGAAGUUUUGUAAGAAGUGAGAUAACUGAAUCAUGGUUUCCCUCUGUUACUUCUUCUUGGGCUCUGAUUGUGCUAGGAUGUAUGGUUUAUUAUUUCAAAAUAUCUACCUCACAUGAAACCUUUGAUUUUCUUUGCAGAAGAAUUAAAGAAAGGCAAUGGUAAGUCUUGUAAUAGAUUCCACCUUUUAAACCAUCAGUUGGUAGUGAAAGAAACAUAUCACAAAUCUCAUGCUGUUCUUGCUGAUAAAAUUUUCAUUUUAAAAUUCAUAUGAAAAGCAAAUAUAUCUUACCUUGCAGAACAAUUAAAGACAGAAAAUGGUAAGUAGCAAAAACUUUUCAAACAAAAUCUAAACAAAAUAUUGUUGCAUGUCACCCCAACCUUGGAGCUGUGAGAGAUUCCAGGGAUUCCAGGCACUUACCCAGAGUUUGGUUUCCUUGGAACAAGUGACUGCGGAGAUUGUGGUGUCUUUAUGAUAUAUGGUAUACAACCUGAGCCUACGAUGGACGGGCUCAUAGCAUUAACAUCCCAGAAUGUUUUGCUUCUCCCAUAGUCACAGCUUUGGAUUCAAACAGAAAUCAACCAUGGCUCUGACUCUCUGGCUUCUUCCUGCUUCUAGCCCAACUCUCUCACACACCUCAACUCCUGCUCUUGUCUGCUAUUGUCCUUCUCACUACCAACCAGGUGUGGGAGAGGACCCACCCAUUUCCCCUCUGGCACAGAGCAACUUCCUUUCUUAUGCUAUCAAUCUAUACUUAUAGGCCAUUAUGGUCCUUGCCUGGCUAAUUCAACAAUGAGAUCCUUCAUUAGAUUUUAACAUUUGCUGGAACCAGGAAUUAGAAGGGGCUCAAGCAUCAUACAGCCUAACCCCACCACCAACCUCACAACAAUAUUACUUGGGUAUCCUAGAAGGAUAUCUCUCUCUCUCUCUCUCUCUCUCUCUCUCUCUCUCUGUGUGUGUGUGUGUAAGGAAAUAUGUAUUGCAAAUUAGAUUUACAGAUGCCAUAACAUGAUUUUUAAAUUUGUUGUUAAGAUAAAACCAUAUAUGUUCUCCUUUCUAGAAAAGCUAAAGGGAGAAAUGAAGGCAAAAACAGGUAAGUGAAUCUCUCCUUUCUUAGUUUGGAACUUACUCUUCAAGUAAAACUAAGUUUUAUUCAGAAUAAUUGCCUAGCAUAGUUGUGAUCAUUCUUUUCAAAGUGUCUGCUCCGAGGAAAACUUAGUUAAAUACCACCCAUUAUUUUUCCACUUCUAAAGAAGGUAACUUCUAAAUCACACAUUGCCAAAAUAGCCUUGUCAGGAAGUAUGUGCCAAAUUAAUGCUCCCCUUGCUAUAGCCCUUUAAGAAAUUACCCACCCCCAAUCUGGAAAAAAAAAAAACUUCAGAAAGGAAGCUUCUUCCUUGAACUUUAAUGAAAGCUUUCCUCCAGCAGCUUCAGUGUGGGGAGGAUUAUUGUCAUCAGGGUGCAAUAUGGAGAGAAAUGAGUUAAAGCUCUGCUUCAUGCAUCACAGUUCUUGUUCCUUCCAUCACAACUACUAUUUAAAGAACAGAUCAGGCAUAUUCAAUACUUACACACAUUUCACAUAGCAUUUAAGACAUAUUCAGAAGUUCUCCUCACACCUUAACUGGAUUAAUGAUUUUACCAGCUCUGCCACUGUGCCAGUUUACACAUGUGUGUAAACUCACCUGUUCCAUGUAUAUUUACAGAGAUGCUUUUUGGGAGAUCUUAAAUCUGGAGAUCAUUGCAUACCAUGGUAGUUAUUUCAGUGUGCCAAAACACUUUUAAUCACUUGGGGGAAUUAGGAAAAACCAGCAGAUUCUCAUUGUAAAUUCAAAUAUGUUUUAAUUCUUACAACCCAAAGGACGGACAGUCCAUUAAAUGGCUUUGAGACUGGAGGUGCUAUGCAAUACUACCAAAAUUGCCAGUUAAUGCAAGGUAAUACACAGGCUACGCAAACCCUUAUUGCCUAAACUAAUAGCUUACCUAUCUAGCUGUUUUGUAUAAUUGAGAUCAAAUCAGAGCCCCAAAAGUCUAAUGGUUCCUGUACAAUAUGUGGGAGGGUAGUUCAACACAUCAAGCAGGGCUGCACUAGAGACCUAGAUGCACAAGGGGAAAUUUGGAGGCAAAUGACGGUUUAGACAGCACAAGAAUAGAAAGACUGUGAGAUUCAGAAAAUUUUGCUUCCCUGGCUCCAUGUGACAAGGCAGUGUGCAGUCCAUGGUUUCCAUAUCAAAGUACUCUUGUGACACUUGGUAUGAAAAGUUGGACCGCCUUGCACUAGACAGCCCACCAUUUUGGUGGCAUUAUUUGAGCAUAAAUCUUUUUUUUCCCAUUUCAAGAUAAGAGAAUGAGAAAUCUCCUUGUCUUACAGCUUUCAACCAGAGAAUCAAUCAACUUAUUAUUUCACUUAUUCUAUGUUUCUCAUUCUAUCAAACAAACACAUUUCAAACUCCUGAUUUAUUGGGAAGCAUGUUUUUAGUUUUAAACUUCUACUUCAUCAGAGAAAUAUAUUUUUUCCUUUGCAGAACAAUAUGAAGCAGGAAAGGAACAAUUGGAGAUGGUUAAAGGUGAGUCUUAUGUAAUGUUUUGCACAUUUGUGGACAAAAUACAUUCUUUAGGAGGCAUGGGGAAUGAAAAAGUUAUCCUUUUUAUUUUUAAAAGUGCAGUUUACAAGAACCAUAGAAACUUAAAUGUCUCACCCUCUUCCUCUUAAUUGUUUCCUUUGCCAUACUGCAAUGCAGUGUGUGUGUAACCUUACCAUGCCAACAAUUAUUAUGUGGACAUUUGCAUCUUCAUUGCUAGAUCUUCUAAAAAUUCAGCUAUGGUUGUCAUCCUUCCUCACAUAAUGUUUUUGUUCGUUUCUUUACAUACAGAAAUAUUAGCUGCCCACUUACACAAAGGUGAGAAUAACAAAUACUUUUAAAAAUUCACAUGGUUUGAUAAAUGAAAAAUAGGGGUGUUUUUUAAGCAACACAAAAUAACAACCAAUGCACUGGUGGUAAUCUGCAAUUCUAAUUUGUUUCAUAGAGGUUUUCCAGUUGAUUCUUUAAAGGGAAGAGGGAUAAGCGGUGAUGAGAGAGGUGUAAAGUUCAGCAUUGCAAUGAAGGGGGAGUGAAGCUCAGCAUGGGGAAAAUAUCUUCACUCUCCUCCUUGUGUCUGAUGCUGAUCUUCAUUCCCCAUUUCUUUAUCAUGCUGAUCUUCACUCCCUUCCAAUUUUGAUACUCCCCAAAGAGUUUAUGUCAUCCUCCAGUUCUUCUGGAGGCUUGGGGACAGAGGUGUACAGUGCCUGGGCCUGCAAGUAUGCUGAGGAUUGCAGCAGAAUUACACUGGUGCAUACAUGGGUUGAAUUGCUUCUUGAAACAAGCUUUGUUUAAUUCUCUUGAAUAGAAAUUUGUAUUUUCCAUAAUAUGUCACAAUGCCAUGUAGCAGCAGAUGUGUGUGUAACCCACAAAGGGAUGCUGGUGUCCUCAAAGAGUCACAUAAAGCAACCCUUCAAUCAGUGCAUUUUGAGUUCAGCCCUUUCCUUUCCUUUGCAGCUGAUGUGGUCUUGGAUCCCAGGACAGCUCACCCAAAGCUAAAAGUAUCCGAAGAUGGCAAAAGUGUUUGGAACACAGGAAAUGUUUCUAAGGUUUCUGACUGGGAGGAGCGGUUUGACUCCCGCACAUUCAUUCUGGCAAAACAUGGAUUUUCAGAAGACAAACAUUACUGGGAAGUGGAGAUUGGUCAGAAAAAAACCUGGGACUUGGGAGUUGCCUCUGCAAAUGCUUCUAGAAAGGGGGAGAUCACCCUGUCUCCUGAGAAUGGCUACUGGGUCAUAGGAUGUGAUGAUGGGAAAGAUUACUGGGCUCGGACAGAGCAAUGGACCCGCCUGAAAGUGAAUGGAAAGCUUACAAAAUUAGGAAUAUUCCUAGAUAAAUCAGCUGGAAGCUUAUCUUUUUAUGAUGUCUGCAGUCAUAGGAAAUUGCACACUUAUAAAACACUUGGUGUUGGGGAGCUUUAUCCCUUCUUCUAUAUAGGCUCUGUAACCGAACAGCCAUUGAAAAUUGUGUAAUAUUUGAAAGAAAAUGAGAUUGUGGAGAAAAAAAUGAAAACAAAUUCCACAGAUAGCUGAGAAUUAAUUAGCAUAGUUCUUUAGUUUAACCAGGAUUUUUUCUUUCUUUCUCAUAUUGGUGUCAGAGAAUAAAAGACUCGCAUAUUUAUUCUCAUAUUGGUGUCAGAGAAUAAAAGACGGGGGUUCAAUUCUGCACCUUUAUUAAGUGUCUUCUCUGAUUGCAAAGCAGCAUUGCUGCCUUCGCUCAAAAGUUGUCAAGCCAGGGGAGCAAUCCUUCAGGGCAAGUCUUCAGGAAAGGACAGUUAGGUUACAUUGGGCAAGAAAGAGAUUCAGGUGGCAUCUUCCUUUUUCUGGUAUGGUGCAGACAGUGGGCUGAUAGAUCUUUGCCUUUUGUGGGUUUUUCUAAAUGAUGCCUGCCCAUCUUCCAGCUUGAUGCCUUGCCCCCUGACCGCCCUGGAUCACUCUGAGCCAUCCAACCUGACCCACAGUGUUUGGCAGCUGAGUUAACCCAUGCUGUUCUUGCUGAUAAAAAAUUCUUUUUAAAAUUAAUAUGAAAAGAAAAUAUAUCUUUUAUGUCUUUGACACCUGAAUUUUUCUAAACAGGCCUGAUUUGUCUCAGGACUUUGUACACAGCCCCAACAAAUGAGACAAACCGUGUAUUGUCGUUUUCUUUAGCAAAGUGUUCAAGUCUUAUCUAUUUUCUCAGGCUUUUAACUCUUGAUCUGGUUUUUGUUGUUGAUUAAUUAUUUCUAACUCGCUUUGCUAACCUGAUUAAGGAGUUGGUUAUACAUUUUCAAAAUGAAUAAAUAUAUUGAAUAUUC
This is a messenger RNA of Podarcis lilfordi (Lilford's wall lizard), 13895 nucleotides long. NCBI's taxonomy places the organism in Eukaryota, Metazoa, Chordata, Lepidosauria, Squamata, Lacertidae. The record is from the annotation of a GenBank genome assembly.